Molecule: messenger RNA, 1181 nt
Organism: Saitoella complicata NRRL Y-17804
Lineage: Eukaryota; Fungi; Ascomycota; Saitoellomycetes; Saitoellales; Saitoellaceae
Product: 60S ribosomal protein L8-B
Exons: 2
Coding region: 324-1181 (285 amino acids)
Biological process (GO): ribosome biogenesis
Cellular component (GO): ribonucleoprotein complex
Source: RefSeq, a predicted model, not a curated record
GCGGCGGCUCUGCGUUGAUCUCGCAUUCUCUUGCAUUGCUAUUCUUUAGCUCAUGAAUGAUUAUGAAUCUGGCCUCGGCCUACAUGGUUCUCAUUCGCGGAGGAUGGAAAGGUGUCAACAUCGUGGAUACAUUGCACGGUUUCUCUGAUCCGUAUCCAACCGACCAGCCUAACCGCGUACCACGAUGGCGCACCGUCCCAUCCUCUAGGAUGCCCGCAAGGGAAUGAGGAGUAAAUCUUCUGCAUCCGCACUGCUGAGUCUCCGUCCCUUUUCGUUCCUGUUCGCAAGAGCUUGAUCGAGAAGGCGAGACUGUAGAAAACACGAUGAAUUGGAUUGGGAACAAUUGUUUGAGAACUUGUUCUGACCAUUGUCUGUUUUCAAUGACACAGCCCGCCCCCAAAGGAAAGAAGGUCGCCCCUGCUCCCCUCUCCAAGGCUGGAGCCGCCAAGACCAAGGCGCCCAAGAACCCUCUCAUUGAGAAGCGUCCCAAGAACUUCGGUAUCGGUCAGGACAUCCAGCCCAAGCGCGACUUGUCCCGCUUCGUCAAGUGGCCCGAAUAUGUCCGUCUUCAGCGCCAGAAGAAGAUCCUCAACAUGCGCUUGAAGGUUCCCCCGGCAAUUGCUCAGUUCCAGAACACCUUGGACAAGAACACCGCCACCCAGCUCUUCCGUGUCUUGAACAAGUACCGCCCCGAGACCGCUGCCGAGAAGAAGGAGCGUCUUACCGCCGAGGCUGCUGCUCAGACUGAGGGUAAGGACAAGAAGGACGACGGCAAGAAGCCCUACUUCGUCAAGUACGGUCUCAACCACGUCGUCUCCUUGAUCGAGAACAAGAAGGCUUCCCUCGUCCUCAUCGCCAACGACGUUGAUCCCAUCGAGUUGGUCAUCUUCUUGCCCGCUCUCUGCCGCAAGAUGGGUGUUCCUUAUGCUAUUGUCAAGGGUAAGGCUCGUCUCGGUACCGUCGUCCACAAGAAGACCGCUGCUGUCGCUGCCUUGACCGAGGUCCGCACUGAGGACAAGGACGAGCUCGCUAAGCUCGUCUCUGCCAUCAACUCUAACUUCACCGAGAAGUUCGAGGACUCCCGCCGUCACUGGGGUGGAGGUGUCAUGGGCCCCAAGUCCCAGGCUGCUACCCGCAAGGCCCUCAAGGCUGCUGGUGCCACCGCCACCACCUCUGCUUAA